CCGUUUUUUCUUUUUUCUUUUCCUCGUCUUGGAGAAUGAUGGCUGCAGGGUUGGAGCUGGUGUUACCUCUGGGAGAAGCAGCGGAGACGUUCCAACUUGAGAAGGCCGUGUGUAGCCAUGGGCUGUUCAUGAUGGCACCUAACCAGUGGGACCCUCUCUCCAAGACCCUUCUCCGCCCACUCCGCCUUCUCCAUUCCGAUACCCAAAGCUCAGUCCUUGUCCGCAUCUCCCAACACCACUGUCACCCUCACUCCCUCCAUAUCCGCGUUUACGGAACCCACUCUCUCCCCGCUCGACAUCGAAAGUCGCUGCUGGCCCAGGUGUCAAGAAUGCUCCGUUUGUCGGAGUCCGACGAGAGGGCUGUUAGAGAGUUCCAAAAUAUGUGCAACAUUCAUGGUGAAGAAGAGCAUAGGGCUGAGGAUACAAGCUUUAGUGGCAGGGUGUUUAGGUCUCCUACAUUAUUUGAGGACAUGGUCAAGUGCAUUCUCCUCUGCAACUGCCAGUGGUCCAGGACUUUAAGCAUGGCUAGAGCACUUUGUGAGCUUCAGUUGGAACUGCAGAGUCCAUCAUCGCCUGUGUCAGUAGCUGAGUCUGGAGGAUCAGUUACUGAGACUAGAAGUACAAAGUCUAAGAGCCCAAAAGCUGAGGAUGAGAAACUCAUUCCAAAGACGCCCAGAGGAAAAGAGAGGAAGAAAAAUCUUAAAGGAUCCAAAGUUUCCUCGCUUUUGACAAAGCCUGGGGAGACCAAAGCAGAGUUGGAAGCAAAUGCUCAUCUGAGUACAGUUUCUGUCCAAAGCAAAGCUGGGAACUUGAGCCCAAUUGUUCUUCCAAUUAAUGUAGAAGAUGUUUCAUGUCAAAAUUGCAAAAGGUGUCAGGCUACUGGGGAAUCGUACAAGACUUGCUCAGGUUUGCUACCUGAUCAGUAUUCUGAAGGGCGAGAAUCUUGUGCCUAUGAUAUGGUACAUAAUUUUCCUAGCCCUGGAGAACUGGCAAACCUUGAUGAAAGUUUUCUGAGAGUACGAUGCAAUCUCGGCUACAGAGCAAAGCGCAUACUGAAACUUGCUCAGGGUAUUGUUGAAGGCAGGAUUCAACUAGCACAACUUGAAGAAGCCUGUAAUGGAGCGAGCUUAUCAAGCUACAAUAAAUUGGCUGACCAGUUGAAAGAAAUUGAUGGAUUUGGUCCUUUUACACGUGCAAAUGUGCUUAUGUGCAUGGGAUUUUACCACAUUAUUCCAACUGAUUCUGAAACUAUUAGGCAUUUAAGACAGGUCCAUGCAAGAAAAUCCACACUUAAAACUGUAGAGAGAGAUGUUGAACAUAUCUAUGGGAAGUAUGCACCAUUUCAGUUCUUGGCAUACUGGUCAGAACUCUGGCACUUCUAUGAGAAAAGGUUUGGGAAGCUAAGUGAAAUGCCAUGCUCUGAUUAUAUGCUAAUCACUGCAAGUAACAUGAAGAGCACAAGAGGUACCGACAAGAGGAAGAAAAUAUGCGACUAAAGAAAAGCCUAGCUUUAGCUUGCAUGAGAUAAAAUGAGCGAGUGGCUAGUAUUCCUGCUGUGUCUUGUGAUUCAAUUAUUAUUAUACGGGCAUGCUAAAAAUUGCUUAUAGUAGUAUUUCAACAUGUUUGAUGCAUCAUCUGCCAUUUUGGAACUUUAA
Messenger RNA from Juglans regia (Persian walnut), 1655 nucleotides. RefSeq lists its product as uncharacterized. The coding region runs from base 36 to 1496 and encodes 486 amino acids. Lineage: Eukaryota; Viridiplantae; Streptophyta; Magnoliopsida; Fagales; Juglandaceae. Gene Ontology annotation, molecular function: 8-oxo-7,8-dihydroguanine DNA N-glycosylase activity. The record is from RefSeq and is a predicted model, not a curated record. The transcript has 5 exons. Gene Ontology annotation, biological process: DNA repair; base-excision repair, AP site formation. Gene Ontology annotation, cellular component: nucleus.